Leptosia nina is the source of this 585-nucleotide messenger RNA. Lineage: Eukaryota; Metazoa; Arthropoda; Insecta; Lepidoptera; Pieridae. The record is from the annotation of a GenBank genome assembly.
AUGUCCUUGCGUAUACUUUCUAUUAGUGACUGGGCGGUCGAGUUCGGUUCCCCACUGACGACCAGUGAGGGGCCCGAAGGUUUGGGUAGGGAAGCUAUGGUUGCGUAUGAUCGAAUGGCUGGGUCGUUAGGGGGUUCGAGAAGUUCGUUAAUUACAAUAGCGUUUUUAUUGUUAGCUAGGUUUUUCAUUUUACUCAUGAGUUUGUUUAUAGAAUUGGUAUUUUGUUCAAGAAGUUUUGUGUGUUCGUCUAUCUUAGUGGACCAUGCUUCGAGUGAGGGAGGUGCAGGUGACGGGGGGACAGCGGUAGGCUCUGAAGGAGCAAGAAAAGGUGGGAGGGGUUCUAACUGUGUCGUUAACAGAGGUGUUUUAGGGGAGUUGGAGAUAGCUAUUUUAUACAAAUUAUUCAUUGAUUUUUCUAUGAUAACUUUAAGUUCUGUUUUUAAGUUUCUAGAGUUCCCUAGUGCCUCUCUACCUUUGUCUAACCAACUUUUCGCCUCGGUGUGCGUUGUUUGGUUAGAAUUAAUGAGGCGUGACGAUACAGGACUGGUAGUAGGUGCGGAAUCCUCGGGAGUGAGUGAAUUUUAA